Messenger RNA from Oldenlandia corymbosa var. corymbosa, 5981 nucleotides. The record is from the annotation of a GenBank genome assembly. NCBI's taxonomy places the organism in Eukaryota, Viridiplantae, Streptophyta, Magnoliopsida, Gentianales, Rubiaceae.
CUAAAGUAUAAUUUUAAAAAAGGGACUAUAAAAAGUCUGCCAGGAACUGUAAUCAGAUUAUCGGAAAUUAUAAUAUCAAAUUGGAAUUUUCCAAUUUCUCUCAUCUUCCUCGAUUCUCCCAAAUUCAAACCCUAAAUUUCAUCCGGCCUGCUCUGUUUCUCCCGUUUUUUUUUACGACCACCCCAAAAGGUCUGGUCGUGAUAUUUGGUAUCAGAGCGGACAAUUCUCGGCCGUCUCUAUAUCAGUUUCGUCUACUCGUUCAUUCUCUGCUUUUCCCUGCCGCUUCUUAACCCUCUGAAAAUCUGAAAUCCCAUUUCUCCCUCUCUUUAUUCUGAAAUCUGUGCCAUUUCUUCAUUCUCUGUAUCACACCAAAAUUUUUUUCAUUUGGAUUCGGAUUUUUACUCCCCGAUUUAGAUUCCGGUGAAUAAUCAAUGUGUAUCAGCGAUUACCAUUCAAAAGUCACUGCCCUGUUGGCCUUACCACCAACAGCGGCGUAUCCUCCAAGUCCAACGUCAUCCGGUCUACCUCAACCGUCACCAACAGAAAUUUUUCUUUUCACUGGCGAAAAUCUAUGGCUUUGGUUAUCCCGGAUUGAAGACUAUUUCUUCUAUCAUUCAACACCGUCGGAUAAGAAGUUAUUCGUGGCUUCUCACUACAUGUCUUAUGAGCCCCUCCAAUUUUUAUAUGGCUUAGAACGUGCCUCGCAAUUAUCGAACUGGGAGAGAUUUACUGUUCAGUUGGAGCUCCAGUUUGGUAAAGUUAUCUGGCCGACAAUGGUGGUCAACACUUGGGAAGCCAGCGAUUAUCAGUCAGGGAAUGAAGGAGCGUCGGUCAAGGCGAAUGAAGAAUUUGAUGGUGAUAUAGUACUGGAACCCGAGGCGACAUCAUCAGAGGAGGAAGUGGAGUCCGCUGUUGACAGCUCUGUUGAGAUGUCUGAUAAGGAUGGAAAUUCCUUGUUUCAAAACGUAAGUUUUGCCACAUUUGCAGUUCCCGUAGCUACUUCCUCAAAAUGGCUGAUGAAAUUGUGUUAUCGGGUAAUCUGGAUGCAUCUCCUAAGGCUAUAGUAGUUUAUUGUGGGAGCCUUAGUGAAGUAAAUGAUGAAGUUGAAAUGAAUAUAGAUGUUUUACUGUCUAUUAAUAAUUCCUUUGUAGGAUUGUGAAUGAACCCGCAUGUGUAUAUAAAAUUGUUGAAAUGGAAAACACUACUGUGAUAGUGGAUACUGAUGUGGACGAUUAUUCGAUAGCUGAGUCUAUAGUUUUGAGUGGAAUUUAUAAUGCUUCUAUAAUUGCGAUGAGAAGGGUGAACAUGUGCUUUUCCUGUGAUCUUGGAAACUCGUUUUAGGCUGAUCCAGGGGGAUUAGAAAGUCCUGUGGAUGUUGAUGAAGGGAAUAAUUUAGGUGAAAAUAAUACUGCCAAUUUAAGUGAUAAAAAUGUCGAGUAUUGCAUGUUAAAAGUGAAAGUGAUGAAUUGCCUAAAAAUAUAUUUAUGAGUUUGGAGCGUGCUGAGUCUGUGAUUAUUAAUGAUGAUGAUGUUCAUGUUUCACCUGAAAAUUUGAAUGAGAUUGAUGAAGAUGUUAAUUUGGAAAUGUUAAAAGGCAUUAAGGAUUUUAAAAAAUUGAUUGUGAACAUUGAUGAACCUGUUGUUCCGUUGGAAAAUUUGGACGAUAAACCUGAGGUGAUGAAGGAUAUAAUUGAUGCUUCUAUUAAUUUGAAUGAAGAAAAUGGCUCAGUGAGUUCUGAAAAAUUGAGUGAGUGUGCUUGUCUGGAUCAUGUUGAUAAUAAGUGGGUGCAUUCCGUUCAUGUUGACCCUGGUGGAUCAGAAUGCGCUACUGAUGUUGAUUUUGGUGAUUGUAGUGUGAUUUCUAAUAAAACUGAGGUUGUUGAUGGUGGAUUUGGUUCUGAUUUUAGGAUAAAAAAAAUUAACAAAACUCUUUAUUGAGGAUGCUUUAAAAACUGAUGUGAUGGUUACCUCCCUGUUGCUUAUUAUUAAGGAAAAAAUAGAAGAUAAUCCGGUGAAUAUUUUUAAUGUUGGGGUUAACUAGGAAUACAUGUGUAACUGUAUUAUGAUUGCUUGCUAUUCGUGGUUAUAUUUCGAAGAUGUAACUAAGUCUCUCUGUUCUGUUAGAAAAGGAAAUCGUCCCAGUCUUUUUGCUAUUGAUCCUGGAGUGCUAGUACAACUCUCCAGUGCUAAGGGUUCCCUUGAUAUUGGAUUGAAUGUUGUUCUCCGGCUGUUGAAUGAAUCGAAUGCUGAAACAAUUAGUCAAGGGCAUAGAAUCAGUAAGUUACUUAACUAUUGGAAUGAAAUUGUAGAGGUAUUCAAAGGUGGAACCAGUGAUAUUAUGGAAGUAAUCAUUUUUGCUGUUGAAAUUUUUAGCCUCUUCAAUUCUGAAUUCACUAGAAAGAUGCUAAACUCAUUAAGAGUUGUUUUUUAUACUAGUAGUUACAACUGUAAGGGUUCAGUUCUUUCUAAUUACAACUGUAGACUGUGGAAUGUCAAUUCUUCUUUGUCUUGUAGCCUUGAGGGCAAGGCUGAAUUUGUGGGGACAGAGUUGAUCGAAAUUGUGUAUGAGAAUGUUGCAACUGCCAACCGUAACAGGAAGACAUUGCCUUACCAGAACCCUAUGUAUGCUUACUUCUCUAAUUAUGUCUGGAAUUCGGUAUGUGAUGUCUCUUUGCAUAUGGUGAGAUUAAAUGAUAGUAUAAUGGGAGAUUUAUUAUGCAAAAUUGUUGUUUGUAUUAGUUUAAAUAUGAUGAAUCAUGUUAGGAAAAUCUUUGUAUGUACUGAUGAUGAUAGUGAGCCUCUGGACCUAUGAUGCUGGUGUUAGUUUUGUGCCUAAUAUAAUAGCCAUUGUUCUUCCUGACUAAAUUGUGCAGCCGAAAAGUUCCAGUGAAGUAUUCUUAAAAGAGGAAUCGCAGGUCAGAGAUUGUUGGGUAUUCAAUGACAUUUUCUCUGAUCUUAUUGAGUCUGCUAGUUGUUCAAUUGUUGGAAAUCAGUUCCAUAUGUUACAAAAAUUACAGAAUAUAGUGAAAUUGUGGGGAAAUGAUCUUGACCUGCCAGGUAUUGUUACUGGUUUGUUGAAAGGUUCAAUGUUUCUUGGCUUGUUAUGUGAUGUCGAUGCCAUUUUAGUUACAAUUCUGAAUUCUACUGUUAUUACAAAGGCUAGCUGUCUAUUUGCAUUUGACCCUGGGGGAUUAGUACAUCUUUCCGGUGCUGAAAAUGUUUGGACAAAUAGAGUGAUUAAAAAGGGCUAUGUACUUGGUAUUCAUUAUGGGAAUUUGCUGCAUUCAAAUGAUGGUUUAGAGUUUCAGAAUCAAGAAGGAAUACAGUGGUAUCAGGAAGGAAUGUUUAUCCUCUCGGGAGCUAAUUGAAGCACGAGAACUGAAGUACAUCAUUUGGGAUGCAGAAUUCGAAUUACUUCAAUGGCAGUAAGCAGUAACAACAACAACAUUAUCACUAAACUUUUGGAAAUGGCUGCCCAAAGCUCACCACAAAAUGAAAAUGGUACUGUUUGGGAUCCGGGAAUACUUGUUGUAGAAUUGCAGCUUGUUAGAAUGCCAUUUAAAGACACAAACAGUGAACACAGACCUUGGAUUCGUAUUGUGACUUUCUUCAUAGAUGCAGCUGUACUCUCAGAAAUGGAAGCUUGGGAUAAAAAAGUCAACCGUUUCAGAGGUGGAACAAGCAUGUGCGAGGGUAGCAUUAGAGCUUUAAGGGGAAUUAAUGACAAGAAUUUCGUUUGGAAGGUUCCAUGGCAUGUUCUAGAGUUCAUUCAACAAUGCUACAAGUAUGUCAUCUCUCCAGUUCCAGCAACCAUUAGAGUUGUCAAGUCCAUUGCUAAUGGUAUAUCUUAUGUUUAUCAUUUCAAUAGCUAUCAUAUGUUUGUAGUUAACUUUUCUGUUAUUGCUUUAGCAACUGAUGCUGUGGAAUGUAAAAUCCAAUGUGUCGAUCAUUUCCGAUUGUAAUAGAUAUCUAGAAUGUAAUCACAGUCUCGGGGACAAGACUGUUUUAAGGAGACGGGUUUGUCAUGCCCCUGGACCUAGUUGUAGGAAUUAGCAAGUAUAGGGGCUAAAAUAUAAUUUUAAAAAUAGGGGGACUCCUAAAAAGUCUGCCAGGGGGUGUAAUCAGAUUAUCGAAAAUUAUAAUAUCAAAUUGGAAAAUCAAAUUGGAAAUUCCAAUUUCUCACAUCUUUCCGAUUCCCCCAAAUUCAAACCCUAAAUUUCCUCCGGCCUGCUCUGUUUCUCCCGUUCUCUUUUCCGGCCAUCCAAAAGGCCCCGGGUCGUGACAUGCUAACUGCUAACCGUUAUAUGGACUGUUAUAAGCUUCCUUUUGCUUUAUAGCCCAUUAUAAUUUAACUAGUCCAAGUUUUAAGGUCUUAAAAGCCCAAAGUUGUCCAAUUAGAUCCUCUUUUCGGCCUCCGGAACCUCGCCAGCAACACACGGUGGUUGCAGAGGACAUCGCGACCGAGCUAUGGCCGGCGGUGACCUUUUCGGCGAUCUUCCACCGCCUUCUUCAGCUCCGCAGCCUAAAACAUUGAAAUUCUCGGAACCUAAUGGUGGCAGUAGUAAAGACUCAAAGACCACCGAUGAUAAAGAACCCUCAGCUAGCUCUCCUCCGCCACCUCCGCCGCAAGCACCCCCUCCUGCACUAAAAAGCGCACUAAAGCGUUCAAAACCAUCUUCUCAAGAAGAACCGAAACCUGAAGUGGCAUUGUCUGGAAAAAGAUUGAGAUUUAAAACGUCAACUGAUGCCUCGGAGGCGCAAGUGAUAGAGGCUAUGAAAAAGAUUGCAUCCCAUAUAAAGAAUCCUUCCAAAUUUAGCAAGGCAUCAAAGCUUGCUCUUCAGCUUAUUCAGGCAGGCAGCGUGAAGCCUGCAACUAGUGAUCACUUCUUUGCUAUACUUGAGGUUGCAAUGUCAUCAUCCACUGCUUGCAAUGAGGCUUCUCUACGAGGUGACUACCAUGCUUUGUUCUCCGCAGCCCAAGAUGCAGCUGAGUUCUUUAAUAACAAGCAGAAAAACCUCUUGACGACAUGGACGAUAAGGGCUGUUGUGGCAAAUGAUCUUCUCACCGAUGAUAGCUUUGUGUUUUCAAAAGCUUCUGGGAGGGUAAAAGAAGCCAUAUCAAGUCUUCCUGUUGCCACCAAAGAUGAUGAUGAUGACGAAUCCGCUACCUUGGCUGGUCAAGUGGAUGUGGAGAAUGCUAAUGAACAGGCCGGUGGAGGUAACUCAAGUUCUGUGGAUGAAGGAAAGGUUGAAGAGCCUGAUCCUUUUGGGCUUGAUGCUCUAAUUCCUAGUACAUCUAGAAAAGAAGAUAGAAUGAAGGGAAAGAAAGAGGCGAUUAAAACUAAAGCAUUAGAGGAAGAAGAAGCCAAGAACUUUCUCCGAAGACAGAGGGAAGCUUUGAUUACCUGUCUGGAAACUGCUGCACGGCGUUAUAAAACCCCAUGGUGCCAAACAGUUAUUGACAUCUUAGUGAAGCAUGCUUUCGAUAAUAUUUCAAGGUUCACCUCCCAGCAAAGGGAAGCCAUUGAUAAACUGUGGGCUUCCAUUAGGGAACAACACAUUCGCCGGAAGCAGGGUAAGUCUGUGUCAGGGAAACUUGAUGUCAACGCUUUUGAAUGGCUUCAGCAGAAGUAUGCUAAUGAGAAGAUCAGCAUCCGACAUUCAGUUGGUGGAAGUGGUGAACGCCACUGUGAGCAAUGGCUUGGUUGAUGUUUGUGUAGUAAUACUUCUGCACCUUGUACCGCGCUUGGACAUUGUUACCACUGCUGGUUGUUGUGUAGGUUGAUCUAUUCUUGUGUAACAAAUUGAUUAUUAACUAAGGGCAGCAACCCAAGAAGUUGAAAGACUUCUUUGACCAAUUCUUCUUCUUCCGGUUUAUUUUGUUCUGUUCGGAAUUGGAGCAAAUAAUCAAAUAUUAAGGUUAAUCCAGAGAACAUUCUGGUUGUUUGGAAUCGCAAAUAGUACACUAAAAACUUAAUGAUG